Paramecium pentaurelia is the source of this 2083-nucleotide messenger RNA. The record is from the annotation of a GenBank genome assembly. NCBI's taxonomy places the organism in Eukaryota, Ciliophora, Oligohymenophorea, Peniculida, Parameciidae.
AUGUCAAUAACAAGAUUAGGCGUAUGUACAUUAAAUUAAUGGGCAAUGGACUUUAGUCAAAAUGUUCAGAAUAUUAUUGAAAGCAUAGAAAUCUGCAAAAGAAAAUAAUGUUUAUAUCGAUUAGGUCCUGAAUUAGAGAUAUGUGGGUACAUGUGUGAAGAUCAUUUUUUAGAAUCAGAUACAGUUACUCAUUGUUGGUAUAAAUUUGAUUAAUUAUAAUAGGGAAGCCAUUGUAGAGAUACUUCCACAUACAGAUAAUAUUGUUUGUGAUAUAGGAAUGCCAGUAAUACAUAAAAGUGUAUUUUAUAAUUGUAGAGUGAUUUUGUUAAACAAAAAGAUUCACUUAAUAAGACCAAAAAUGUAUAUGGCUGAUGAUGGAAAUUAUAGAGAGUCUAGAUAUUUCACUCCAUGGAGUAAAGAAAUUGAGGAUCUAGAUCUACCUCCUAUUAUUUAAAUAGCCACAGGAUAAAAAUGUGUUCCAAUAGGAGUUGCUAUUUUGUAAACUCUUGAUACAGAAAUUGGAAUAGAAAUAUGUGAAGAAAUGUGGACACCUAUUCCAACAAGUGCAAAUUAAGCAUUAGAUGGAGCAGAAAUAAUUCUAAAUUCAAGUGGAUCUCAUUAUGAAGUUGGUAAAAUUAAAGAGAGAACAGAAUUAUUCAAAGAUAUCACAAAAAGAAAUGGUGCUUGUUAUGCAUUUUGUAAUCUUAGAGGAUGUGAUGGUAAUAGAUUGUAUUUUGAUGGAUGUUCAUGUAUUGUUUUAAAUGGUAAAGUAUUUGCCAAAAGUGAUGCUUUCUCACUUAAAGAUGUAGAAGUUACAACAUGUGAUAUAGAUUUACAAGAAGUCAGGAACAUUAGAAUCAAUAUUAAGAGUAGAUCUCUUAUGGCUUCUAAAUAAAAACAUUUCCCUAGAGUCAAACUUGACAUUAAUCUAACCUAGUAAUAAAAUUAUGUUUAUUAUCAUGAUAUUCCUAUCUAAUAUGAAUCAGAAAUUGAGGAUUCAAUAGCUUGUUACUUAUGGGAUUAUAUGAGAAGAUCUGGAGCUUGUGGGUUUAUGUUACCAUUAUCAGGAGGUUUAGAUAGCAGUGCUACUGCAUUAUCUGUAUUUUUUAUGGCUAAUAAAAUAUUUAAAACUAUUAAUAGUGUUGAUAAUGAUCAUUAAACUCACAUUAAAGUAUUGCAAUAAUUACGUAAAACUGUAGAAGAUGAUACCUUCACUCCUAAAUCUCCAUAAGAGAUUGUUAAUCGAUUACUCUUUACUGUUUAUCUUGGGUCUGAAAAUUCAACCUAGGAUUCUAGAGCUAGAUCAAGAUUAUUAGCUGAGUAAAUAGGAAGUAAACAUUACGAAGUGGAAAUUGAUUAGGUUUGUAAAGCUUGUACAUCUUGCAUUAAACCUAUAUUAAAAAAAAACCCGUAAUUUAUUGUAAAUGGUGGAUCUUUAUCAGAAGAUCUAGCUUUGUAGAAUAUUUAAGCAAGAUCAAGAAUGGUACUUACAUAUUUGAUAGCUUAAUUAACUCCAUGGAAUAAUGGAAAAAAAGGAUUUUUAAUUGUUCUUGGAUCUAGCAAUUUAGAUGAAUCUAUUAGAGGAUUCUUAACUAAAUAUGAUUGUUCUAGUGCUGAUAUUAAUCCAAUAGGCAGCUUAAGUAAAAAUGAUUUGAGAUAACUUCUUUAAUUCUGUUACAAAACUUUUAAUUUUUCAGCCAUUUAAUAAAUUUUGGAAGCUAAACCUUCACCUGAAUUAAGACCAUAAUCAGCUGAAGGUCAUGUUUCAGAAAAUGACAUGGAAUUAACAUUUAAUGAAUUAGAAACAUUUGCAAAAUUGAGAAAGGUCCAAAAAUUGGGUCCAGUAAGUAUGUUUAAGAAAUUAAGAUAUCUCUGGUCCAAUAUUACUCCAUAAGAAGUAGCUGAAAAAGUAAAGAAAUUUUUCAAACACUAUGCCUUAAACAGACACAAAGUAGUAACUAUUACUGCUUCAUUUCAUGCCUAAGCAUUUUCAUAAGAUGAUAAUCGUUUUGAUUUUAGACAGUUUUUAUAUAACUGGAGAUGGCCAUGGUAAUUUAAGAAAAUUGAUGAGAAUUUAGAAUGA